Molecule: messenger RNA, 1511 nt
Organism: Mus caroli (Ryukyu mouse)
Lineage: Eukaryota; Metazoa; Chordata; Mammalia; Rodentia; Muridae
Product: serpin B8
Biological process (GO): negative regulation of endopeptidase activity
Cellular component (GO): cytoplasm
Molecular function (GO): serine-type endopeptidase inhibitor activity
Source: RefSeq, a predicted model, not a curated record
GCUGCCUGGCCAGGCUCUGGCUCCUCCCAGAUCCCACUGUGGGAAGUGUGAGUCACAGAGUGUUCAAGUCUGUGCAUUAUGUUCUGAGUCACCCGACAGGCGCCUGGCCCGGGAUCAGGAGGAUCAGGGCAGACUUUAAGUCUCCACAAAGCAAGAAUAGCAGCAGAAGCAGCCACAACAGCAGGUAUCUUCAAGGUGAAGCUGUGGGGAGACUCUUCAAACCUCUCAGAUCCCCGGGGCCUAGGACAGAUACUGGCACUGAAGAACCUGGACAGAAGCCAAGAAGGAGAAAGGCCAGGAUCUUACUAAAGUUAAAGAGUCCAGGAGUUAGCAGAGGACUCCAGUGACAGAGAGUCUAGACCCUUUCAAAUGGAUGACCUCAGUGAAGCCAAUGGGUCUUUUGCCAUCAGCCUAUUAAAAAUACUGGGUGAAGAAGACAAGUCACGAAACCUGUUCUUCUGCCCCAUGAGUGUCUCCUCAGCCCUGGCUAUGGUCUACCUUGGAGCCAAAGGAAACACUGCUACCCAGAUGUCCCAGGUACUUGGUUUGAGUGGAAAUGGAGAUGUUCAUCAAAGUUUCCAGACACUUCUCGCUGAAAUUAACAAAACUGAUACUCAGUACUUGUUAAAAAGUGCCUGCCGACUAUUUGGAGAAGAAUCGUGUGAUUUCCUUUCUACCUUCAAGGAAUCCUGUCACAAGUUCUAUCAGGCUGGACUAGAAGAGCUUUCCUUUGUUAAAGACACAGAAGGGUGCAGGAAACACAUCAAUGACUGGGUGUCGGAAAAAACUGAAGGUAAAAUUUCUGAAGUUCUGAGUCCUGGAACAGUCUGCCCACUGACUAAGCUGGUUCUUGUGAAUGCCAUGUAUUUCAAAGGAAAGUGGAAGGCUCAGUUUGACAGAAAGUACACGAGAGGCAUGCCCUUUAAAACUAAUCAGGAGAAAAAAACAGUGCAGAUGAUGUUCAAGCAUGCUAAAUUUAAGAUGGGGCAUGUGGAUGAGGUGAACAUGCAGGUUCUGGCUCUGCCCUAUGCUGAGGAAGAGCUAAGCAUGGUCAUUCUCCUUCCUGAUGAAAGCACUGAUCUCUCCUUGGUUGAAAAAGCACUUACAUAUGAGAAGUUUAGAGCCUGGACAAACCCAGAAACCCUGACAGAAAGUCAAGUGCAAGUCUUUUUCCCCAGAUUAAAGCUGGAGGAGAGUUACGACCUGGAAACUGUACUUCAGAAUUUGGGAAUGACAGAUGCCUUUGAGGAAACAAAGGCUGACUUCUCUGGGAUGACAACUAAGAAGAAUGUGCCCGUGUCCAAGGUUGCCCACAAGUGCUUUGUGGAGGUCAAUGAGGAAGGCACCGAAGCAGCUGCGACCACUGCAGUGAUUAGGAAUGCCCGGUGCUGUAGAAUAGAACCAAGGUUCUGUGCUGACCACCCAUUCCUUUUCUUCAUCUGGCACCACAAAACCAGUAGCAUCUUGUUCUGUGGCAGGUUCUCUUCUCCAUAAAGGUCUUCUGAGACUUA